CUGUUCCCAUGCUUCCCCUGUGGAGGGCGCUGUACACCAGCUUUGCUGUGGGAUGUGCAGGAAGAUUUACCCCUUCCUUGGCUUUAUGUAACUCCUGGGCCCAGCAGAGAACGUACUGCGCCAAUGAUGAGGUCCGGAGGGCACAGGGGGCCACAGCGCAGGGAGCCGCACCCACCAUCUUCUCCCGGAUCCUGGACAGGACUCUUCCUGCAGAUAUCAUCUAUGAGGAUGACCAGUGUUUGGCGUUCCGGGAUGUUUCUCCUCAGGCUCCAGUUCAUUUCCUUGUGAUUCCUAAAAUUCAGAUUCCAAGAAUAAGUCAGGUGACUCCAGGAGACAAAGAGCUCGUCGGUCACCUAUUGGUCACGGCCAGUCAGCUGGCCCAGCAAGAGGGUCUGUCUGCCGGGUACCGGAUGGUGAUCAAUGAUGGCCAGCAGGGGGCGCAGUCCGUCUAUCAUCUGCAUAUACAUGUGAUGGGGGGGCGGCAGAUGGGGUGGCCCCCCGGGUAAUAAUACCUGUACAAUAAACACGUGCCUGCAAUAAAGUGAGACCUUAC
This is a messenger RNA of Hyla sarda, 553 nucleotides long. It is a transcript of the gene HINT2, whose product is annotated as histidine triad nucleotide binding protein 2. Gene Ontology annotation, cellular component: mitochondrion; cytoplasm. Gene Ontology annotation, molecular function: hydrolase activity. NCBI's taxonomy places the organism in Eukaryota, Metazoa, Chordata, Amphibia, Anura, Hylidae. The record is from RefSeq and is a predicted model, not a curated record.